GUCCUGGCGGCGGGCGGGCGGGCGGGCGGGGGGCGCGGGGAGGGCGCCAUGGGGCCGCGCGCGCGGGGCUGGGGGCUGCUGCUCGCCGCCGCCGCGCUGGCCGCCUGCGCCCGCGGGGACGCGCCCGCCCGGGGCCGCAGCUGCGCCGAGGUCCGCCGGGCCUACGGGGCGCGCGGCUUCAGCCUGAGCGACGCGCCGCAGGCCGAGAUCUCGGGUGAGCACCUGCGGGUCUGCCCCCAGGGCUACACCUGCUGCACCAGCGAGAUGGAGGAGAACCUGGCCAACCGCAGCCGGGCGGAGCUGGAGGCCGCGCUCCUGGACAGCAGCCGCGCCCUGCAGGCCAUGCUGGCCACCCAGCUGCGGGCCUUCGACGAUCACUUCCAGCACCUGCUGAACAGCUCGGAGCGGGCCCUGCAGGAGGCCUUCCCCGCGGCCUUCGGGGAGCUGUACGCCCAGAGCGCGCGGGCGCUGCGCGAGCUGUACGCAGACCUGCGCCUCUACUACCGCGGCGCCCACCUGCACCUGGAGGAGACGCUGGCCGAGUUCUGGGCCCGCCUGCUCGAGCGCCUCUUCCCGCAGCUGCACCCGCAGCUGCUGCUGCCCGACGACUACCUGGACUGCCUGGGCAAGCAGGCCGAGGCGCUGCGGCCCUUUGGGGAGGCCCCGCGCGAGCUGCGCCUGCGUGCCACCCGCGCCCUGGUGGCCGCCCGCGCCUUCGUGCAGGGCCUGGGCGUGGCCGGCGACGUGGUCCGCAAGGUGGCCCAGGUGCCCCUGGGCCCCGAGUGCUCGCGGGCGGUCAUGAAGCUGGUGUACUGCGCGCACUGCCUGGGGGUGCCCAGCGCCCGGCCCUGCCCUGACUACUGCCGCAACGUGCUCAAGGGCUGCCUGGCCAACCAGGCCGACCUGGACGCGGAGUGGAGGAACCUCCUGGACUCCAUGGAGCUCAUCACCAACAAGUUCUGGGGCCCGUCGGGGGCGGAGAGCGCCAUGGGCAACAUGCACCUGUGGCUGGCAGAGGCCAUCAGCACCCUCCAGGACAACAAGGACACACUCAAGGACAAGGUCAUCCAGGGCUGCGGCAAACCCAGGGUGAACCGCCAGGGCCCGGGGCCCGACGAGAAGCUGCGGCGAGACAAGCUGGUGCUGCCAGAGAAGCCGCCCUCGGGGACCCUGGAGAGGCUGGUCUCUGAGGCCAAGGUCCAGCUCCGUGACGCCCAGGACUUCUGGACCAGCCUCCCCGGGACGCUGUGCAGCGAGAAGCUGGCCGUGAGCACAGCCAGCGAGGACCGCUGCUGGAACGGGAUGGCCGUGGGCCGGUACCUCCCGGAGGUGAUGGGUGACGGCUUGGCCAACCAGAUCAACAACCCCGAGGUGGAGGUGGACAUCACCAAGCCGGACAUGACCAUCCGCCAGCAGAUCAUGCAGCUGAAGAUCAUGACGAACCGGCUGCGCAGCGCCUACAACGGGGACGACAUGGACUUCCAGGACGCCAGCGACGACGGCAGCGGCUCCGGCAGCGGCGACGGCUGCCCGGAUGACCUCUGCGGCCGGGGCGUCGGCAAGAAGAGCCCCGGCGCCAGGACGCCCCUGACGCGCGCGCGCCCGGGCCCGGCGGAGCAGGAGGGCCGGACGGCCUCGGCCGCGGGCUGCCCCGGGCCGGCCGCGCUCGCGCUGCUGCUCCCGGCGCUGCUGCUCCCGGCGCUGGCGCUCGCGGCGGCCGGCUCCGGCUCCGGCUCCGGCUCCCGGUAG
Messenger RNA from Talpa occidentalis (Iberian mole), 1749 nucleotides. RefSeq names its product glypican 1 (gene GPC1). Gene Ontology annotation, cellular component: extracellular region; synapse; cell surface. Gene Ontology annotation, biological process: regulation of protein localization to membrane; negative regulation of fibroblast growth factor receptor signaling pathway; cell migration. The record is from RefSeq and is a predicted model, not a curated record. The transcript is spliced from 9 exons. Gene Ontology annotation, molecular function: fibroblast growth factor binding. NCBI's taxonomy places the organism in Eukaryota, Metazoa, Chordata, Mammalia, Eulipotyphla, Talpidae. The coding region runs from base 49 to 1749 and encodes 566 amino acids.